AUGUCUCUUUCCUGCUCCGCUCCUUCCACCGGCGGAAGUCUUCUGGAACCGAGUGUGAGCGGAGCUGCGCGGGGGAACCGGACCAAGGCAGUGGGCCGAACAGCAGGGACCAUGGCUGCGCAUGCGCCCCACAUCCCCUCUGAUAAGCGCUUUAUCAUCUUCUUUGACUUUGACGAGACCAUCGUGGAUGAGACCAGCGAUGACCAGGUGGUGCAGACGGUCCCUGGACAGUAUCUCCCGGACUGGCUCAAGGACACGUACCAGCCGGGCCGGUACAACGAGUACAUGCAGCGUGUGUUUGGGUACCUGGCGGAGCAGGGUGUGACCGAGAGCGACAUCCGCGCCGUGAUGGAGAAGAUCCCCGCCACCCCGGGCAUGCUGACGCUCUUCCAGUUCCUACGCACACGGCCGCAAACGGACUUUGAGGUGGUGCUCUUGUCCGACGCAAACUCCUUCUUCAUCGAGUCGUGGCUGCGGCGCACAGGGUCACGCAACCUCUUCCACCGCAUCUUCACCAACCCCGCCACCUUCAAUAAGGACGGCCGGCUGAUGCUGCGGCCCUUCCACUCACACGACUGCCUGCGCUGCCCCGUCAACAUGUGCAAGCAGGUGGUGCUGCGCGACUACAUCACGCGCAGGACGCAGGAGCGCGGCCGCCCUUAUCAGAGGGUCUUCUACGUGGGGGACGGGGCCAACGACUUCUGUCCCGCGGCAGCUCUGGGUCCGAGAGAUAUCGUCUUCGCGCGCAGAGACUUCCCCAUGCACCGGCUCAUCAGCGAGACACACGAGGCCAGGCCCGGCGAGUUCAAGGCCGUCACUGUGCCCUGGACCACCGCGGAUGAGGUGGUGCAGCAGGCGCUGUGGAGCUCAGAGCUGCAGAUCACCGCAGACGGAUGUGACCUGAAGAGGAAAAACCCGGAAGUAGCUCUCGCGCGCAUGGCGGCGGUACUUGUUUCAGCUCGUUUGAAGAUGGAGGCAGAUCUAUAUGACGAGUUUGGAAACUACAUUGGUCCAGAGCUGGAUUCUGAUGACGACGAUGAUGACUUGGAUGCAGAGGACAGAGAUAUGGAUGAGAGGGACGAUGAGGAAGAAGACGAGCCUGCGGACGCUGAUGACGAUGUCCCUGGGAUGGAGGUGGUUUUACACGAGGACAAGAAGUACUACCCCACAGCAGAGGAGGUGUACGGCCCCGAGGUCGAGACGAUCGUACAAGAGGAGGACACGCAGCCGCUCACAGAGCCCAUCAUUAAACCCGUAAAACACCGGAAGUUCACACUGAUGGAGCAGGAGUUACCAGCCACAGUUUAUGAUAUGGAAUUUCUUGCUGAUCUUAUGGACAGCCCAGAGCUCAUCCGUAACAUUACUUUAUGUGGACACCUUCAUCACGGCAAGACAUGCUUUGUGGAUUGCCUUAUUGAGCAAACGCAUCCAGAAAUCAGGAAGAGAGACGAUUUGGAUCUCCGGUACACAGACAUCCUCUUCACCGAACAAGAGAGAGGAGUCGGUAUCAAAAGUACCCCAGUCACAAUGGUGUUGCCAGACUCCAGGGGGAAAUCCUACCUUUUCAACAUCAUGGACACUCCGGGACACGUCAACUUCUCCGACGAAGUCACAUCCAGUAUCCGGCUUUCAGAUGGAGUCGUCCUUUUCAUCGAUGCUGCAGAAGGAGUGAUGCUGAACACUGAGCGCCUCAUCAAACAUGCAGUGCAGGAGCGAAUGGCCAUCACCAUCUGCAUCAACAAAGUGGACCGGCUCAUUCUGGAGCUAAAACUGCCCCCCACAGACGCCUACUAUAAACUCAGGCACAUCGUGGACGAAGUCAAUGGAAUGCUUAGCACAUAUUCCACUGAUGAGAACGUGGUGGUGUCUCCUCUUCUGGGAAACGUGUGUUUUGCCAGUUCUCAGUACAGCAUCUGCUUCACCCUCGGCUCCUUUGCAAAGAUCUACUCCGACACUUAUGGUGACAUUAACUACAACGAUUUUGCGCAGAGACUUUGGGGAGAUAUUUAUUUCAACCCUAAGACCCGCAAGUUCACGAAGAAAGCUCCAACCAGUAACUCUCAGCGCAGCUUUGUAGAGUUUGUUCUGGAGCCUCUGUACAAAAUACUGUCCCAGGUGGUUGGAGAUGUGGACACUUCUCUCCCUCGUGUUUUGGAUGAACUGGGGAUCCAUCUGAGCAAAGAAGAGCUCAAGUUGAACAUAAAGCCUUUACUGCGGCUUGUCUGUAACCGCUUCUUUGGAGAGUUCACAGGCCUGGUGGACAUGUGUGUGCAGCACGUCCCCUCACCACAAGAUGGCGCCAAGACCAAGAUAGAGCACUCGUACACGGGAGGGUUGGACUCAGACCUGGGGGAGACCAUGGCAGAGUGUGACCCAGACGGCCCGUUGAUGUGCCACACCACAAAGAUGUACAGCACCGAGGAUGGGGUCCAGUUCCAUGCGUUCGGUCGAGUCCUGAGCGGGACCAUGCAGGCGGGACAACCAGUCAAAGUGCUGGGGGAGAACUACACUCUGGACGACGAGGAGGACUCCCAGGUCUGCACCGUGGGACGCCUCUGGAUCUCUGUCGCCAGAUAUCAGAUCGAGGUGAACCGGGUUCCUGCUGGAAACUGGGUGCUCAUCGAAGGGUGUGACCAGUCCAUCGUGAAGACCUCCACCAUCACAGAGCCCAGGGGCAACGAAGACGCCCAAAUCUUCAGGCCGCUCAAGUUCAACACGGCGUCGGUCAUAAAGAUCGCAGUAGAGCCCGUUAAUCCGUCUGAACUUCCCAAAAUGCUGGACGGCCUGAGGAAAGUCAACAAGAGCUACCCAUCGCUCACCACCAAAGUGGAGGAGUCUGGGGAGCACGUGAUCUUGGGGACAGGAGAACUUUAUCUGGACUGUGUGAUGCACGACCUCCGGAAGAUGUACUCGGAGAUUGACAUCAAAGUGGCUGAUCCAGUCGUGACGUUCUGUGAGACCGUAGUGGAAACCUCCUCUCUCAAGUGCUUUGCUGAAACGCCAAACAAGAAGAAUAAGAUCACGAUGAUUGCAGAACCUCUGGAGAAGGGUCUGGCUGAAGACAUCGAGAACGAAGUGGUGCAGAUCACAUGGAACAGGAAGAAGUUGGGGGAGUUCUUCCAGACCAAGUACGACUGGGAUCUGCUGGCUGCCAGGUCCAUCUGGGCUUUUGGACCAGACACCACAGGGCCCAACAUCCUGGUGGACGACACGCUGCCCUCCGAGGUGGACAAGGCGCUGCUGGGCUCGGUCAAAGACAGCAUCGUGCAGGGUUUCCAGUGGGGCACGAGGGAAGGACCUCUGUGUGACGAGCCCAUCAGAAAUGUCAAGUUUAAGAUCCUGGAUGCUGUCAUCGCGCAGGAGCCGCUGCACAGAGGCGGAGGCCAGGUCAUCCCCACGGCCAGGAGAGUGGUGUACUCAGCCUUCCUCAUGGCCACUCCGAGGCUCAUGGAGCCAUAUUACUUUGUGGAGGUGCAGGCUCCGGCUGAUUGUGUGUCGGCUGUGUACACGGUGCUGGCUCGAAGGAGAGGACACGUGACCCAGGACGCCCCCAUCCCCGGAUCCCCGCUCUACACCAUCAAAGCCUUCAUCCCAGCCAUCGACUCGUUCGGGUUUGAGACGGAUCUGCGCACGCACACUCAGGGACAGGCCUUUGCGCUCUCGGUCUUCCACCACUGGCAGAUCGUUCCCGGUGAUCCGCUGGAUAAGAGCAUCGUGAUCCGGCCUCUGGAGCCACAGCCUGCGCCGCAUUUGGCCCGAGAGUUUAUGAUCAAGACGAGAAGACGCAAGGGCUUGAGCGAGGACGUCAGCAUCAGCAAGUUCUUCGACGACCCUAUGUUGUUGGAGUUGGCCAAACAGGACGUGGUGCUCAACUAUCCCAUGUGA
Molecule: messenger RNA, 3885 nt
Organism: Knipowitschia caucasica
Lineage: Eukaryota; Metazoa; Chordata; Actinopteri; Gobiiformes; Gobiidae
Source: the annotation of a GenBank genome assembly